This is a messenger RNA of Aspergillus mulundensis, 738 nucleotides long. RefSeq lists its product as uncharacterized. NCBI's taxonomy places the organism in Eukaryota, Fungi, Ascomycota, Eurotiomycetes, Eurotiales, Aspergillaceae. The coding region runs from base 1 to 738 and encodes 245 amino acids. Gene Ontology annotation, molecular function: nucleobase transmembrane transporter activity. The transcript has 5 exons. Gene Ontology annotation, biological process: transmembrane transport; nucleobase transport. Gene Ontology annotation, cellular component: plasma membrane. The record is from RefSeq and is a predicted model, not a curated record.
AUGCUAGUGGUUAUUACGGCUGCUGGGUACAAACAGUUUGGCGAGGCGUACUGGAACCUCUGGGACUUCUACUCCAGUAUUCUUGACAACUAUUGGAGCCCUGGGGCGCGAACGCUUGUCUUCCUUGCUGCUGGAAUCCAAGCAUUCGCGACUUUCGUCACAAACCUGACAAGUAAUUCUAUUCCAGUCGUCUGCUUCCUACUGGCAUGGGUGUGUGUUCCAUGGAAGCUCACCUACUCAGCAACCUCCUUCAUCACCUUUCUGGGUUCCUAUCUCUGCUUCAUCUGCCCGAUUGUGGCAAUCAUGGUGGUCGACUACUUCCUUAUCCGCAAAGGCAACAUCCACAUCCCCUCCCUCUACGCAACUGAAUCCGGCAAGCCAUACUACUACACCCACGGCUUCAACCUGCGGGCCUUCAUCUCCUGGGCAGCCGCCAUUGCGCUCGUAAUCCCCGGCGUAUCUGGCGCAUUGAGCCCCGGCUCCAUAGGAACUGCCGCCGUCCGGAUUUAUGACCUAGGCUUUCUGCUAUCGACUAGUAUGGCGGCACUGCUAUAUUAUACUGCCUGUCGGAUAUGGCCAGUGCAGAUUUACCCAGCAGAGCACGUGGAUGCUGAUAAGAGUUGGGAGGCCAUGCGCUUUACAGAGGGGUUCUUUGGGGAUGAGGAUGUUGUUCUGGCGUACUUGGUUCAGACGACGCUUUUGGAGGAGAGGACUGUUUCUGCUGGGAAGUCGGACUGA